Penicillium vulpinum is the source of this 4182-nucleotide messenger RNA. Its product is annotated as Arf family guanine nucleotide exchange factor SYT1. The record is from RefSeq and is a predicted model, not a curated record. Gene Ontology annotation, biological process: regulation of ARF protein signal transduction. Bases 1 to 4182 code for a protein of 1393 amino acids. The transcript has 2 exons. Lineage: Eukaryota; Fungi; Ascomycota; Eurotiomycetes; Eurotiales; Aspergillaceae. Gene Ontology annotation, molecular function: guanyl-nucleotide exchange factor activity.
AUGCAUUGGAAAGGACUGCGUCUCGUGGCCGAUGGCAAGAGGCAGAGCAGCAUUGAGCCCCAAGCCCAAUCCCGUCGCAGUGAACACCUUCCUCGUCCCUAUCCCCCCGCCGAACCUAGACUAUCCGAGUCAAUCCCCCGCUCUGGCCUAUCAGACAGCCCGGUGAAUACAGGGCUUCAGGUACCGGAUGACAAUGGGUCAAACCAUGGGGAAGCUCCGUCGGACUUUGCAGGACCAUCCUCGGGGGACCGUCCCAGCUUACGCCACAAGCGAUUCAGCUUCAUGAGACUACGACAUGCAUCCGACCCCCAACUAUCCAAGUCUUACGUUAAAGCGGGCCAGAGCACUCCCCCCGUCCCUUCCUUACCUCCUCCGAAGAUCAUUACGACCGCCCCGACUAGUCACGAGCUCGAUCAGCCCGUGAAACAAAGACCCAAGCUCAGCUUUCGACCAUCGUCUCGAAAACAGUCCAUGGAGGAUAUGUCUCGGAAAUCAAUGGAACAACCCGCCAAGCCUCGUAGGAGAGGCCACGGAUCAACCGAUUCCCAGAUACCCGACUCGACACUUUCCAUGUCCCAGAGUAUUAGCGAAGAGCCUGGACGCUUAUCAACCAACUCACUUCGGAGCGGAAACCCGCAGCCCACCGACUCCCAGCGCUCGUCGGUGAUUGAUCCCCGGUUUUCCGAAUCGUCUCGAUCAGACCAGAGUUACGGUGACCAGGCGAUCCCCCGCAGCGUUUCCCCUCGUGAGGGUCAAAGUGCCAACACCUCAAAGCGAUUCCGUAUGCCCCGCUUGAAACGCAACCGCACCCCUCUCUUUCCUUUACCCCCCAAAGUCUCCCACUCGGCUGGAGGUGCGGAUAAUCGACCGAAGUUUCCUCCAGUAGAUACACCAAAAUCCGAGACCUCAGAUGCCCAAGACCAAAUUUCACCAUUACCCUCGCCAUCUCGUUCCACUGUGGGACUCGCUGCCUCGAGUGUACCACCACUAUAUCGAAAUGAUUCAACGAAUUCCGCUCGAUCAGUUCGAUCCAACCCCUCGUUUAAGAACCGAGGACGUUCGUCUACCAUGGGAUCGCUGGCCGAGAACCAGGACGACUUGUCCGUACCCGCAUAUUUGGCAUCUUCGGCGCGCACCUCUACUUCGACCAGUGGCCGCAAGAGUUUCAGUGAUAUGUUCAAUAUCACACAGCGAUUGAGGCAAAACUCCUCCCCACCCGCACCUCGUCAUGGUUCCCCCGCGAUAGGUGGUGCCUCCACCCCUAUCAAGCAAGAGCUACCGGCAAUCCCGAAACGGGAAGAAGACGAUACACCCGCUUCAUAUCUGACACGUUUGGAAGAGACUCUACCCCGUGGCAUGAUUGCGGGUGUUCUUGCUCAAUCAGAUGAGGAAUUCUACAAGAUUUGUCUCCGGAAAUACAUGAGAACCUUCUCAUACUUCGGUGACCCACUCGAUAUGGCAAUCCGUAAGCUUUUGAUGGAAGUCGAGCUUCCAAAAGAAACACAGCAGAUUGAUCGUUUCGUGCAAGCAUUCGCUGACCGCUAUCAUGAAUGCAACCCAGGCAUCUUCACAGCUCCGGAUAACGCAUACUUUAUUGCAUUCUCACUUUUGAUUCUUCACACCGACGUCUUCAAUAAGAACAACAAACGCAAAAUGCAGAAGGCGGACUAUGUCAAGAUAAGCCGGAGUGAAGGAAUCUCGGAAGACAUCCUCGAGUGUUUCUAUGAGAACAUCUCUUACACUCCGUUCAUUCGUGUCGAAGACGCCAAUAUGCCUGACCGUCACUUGGCGAAACCACGUCGUACUCUAUUCAAAAGUACUAGCUCCGAAAAUCUGGCCCGGAUUGCUCGGGAGCCUGUUGAUCCAUAUUCUCUUAUUCUGGAGGGAAAAUUGGGAUCCCUGCGACCCAGCUUGAAGGAUGUCAUGGAUCUGGAUGACACAUACAAUCAUUUUGGAACCGCUGGGCCACCAGACAUGGAGGCUCUUCACCUGGCUUUUACCAAGUCUGGAAUCUUGCAGAUCAUCUCUCUUCGCUCUCGUCCUGACGCGUUCAUGCCGGCUAGCUUGGAUAGUCCGCUCGACUCGAAUCCUGGUCUGGUAGAUAUCAAAGUCGCCAAGGUCGGCUUGCUUUGGCGGAAAGACCCGAAGAAGAAGAAGGCCAGGUCACCCUGGCAGGAAUGGGGUGCAAUUCUCACAUUCUCUCAGCUCUAUUUCUUCCGUAAUGUGACCUGGGUGCGCACACUCAUGGCACAGCAUGAUGCAUAUGUCAAGAAUGGCCGUCGGGGGACACUUGUUUUCAAGCCACCCCUUGCUGAGUUCAAGCCGGACAACAUCGUGUCGACUGGUGACACGGUUGCACUUCUAGACUCGAGUUAUAAAAAGCAUAAACAUGCAUUUAUGUUUGUUCGGCACAAUGCGUUGGAGGAGACAUUCCUUGCCGACUCUGAGCCUGAGAUGAAUGACUGGCUUGCACAUCUCAACUAUGCUGCAGCCUUCAGGACCACUGGUGUGCGCACCAAGGGCAUGAUUGCCACGAAUUAUGAAGGCCAACGAUACCGCAGGAGUCAGCGAUUAGGCUCGAGAUCUUCACAAAAGUCUCACCUGUCGACGGACAUGGAGCCUCCCUCUCCCAGCAUAGACACCGACGUGUUUGCCGAAUUCGUUGCUGCGCGGCGAGAAUUGAUGAGUGAGAAGAUUCGAGAAAGAAACGAAAAGCUUUCCACGUUACAAAAACAACUGGACGAUCUUUUACAAAAUGCCCGACAUUUGCAAGUGCUCACUCCUCUUCACGCUCGGGCCCGCGAGAACGUCAUCAUGGCUGCAGGCCGCCUGUCUGCCAAGAUCAAAUGGGUGCGACAGGAUAUCUGGCGCAGCAAAUGUUAUCGGCAGGUUCUCCUGCGAGACCUGGGAGAGGAUGAAGAGGCAGUGGAGAGCAGGGUCGGGUCGGUCGCUGAACCAAGGCCAUCCCAGUCAGACGGAGCACGCAUUGCCUCUCUUUCCGGUCCAUCCGUUGCAUCAGAGCAUAGUGUGGGAAAACCAAGUAGCAUUGUGCACACCGUCUCUAGCGUUGAUAUCCCUGAGCCUAAUGUGGCCCAACCCGAGCAACCUUUGGAGGCCGGACUGCUGGCUAAACCUUCAAAUGACGAAACGCGUCGUCCUAGUAUCCCGGGGUCUGUCACUUCGGCUGACAUUGCUCGUGUCGGCCGUCGCCGCUCUGCUGUGGUCAUCCCCGAACGUGCCAAGUCAUACUCGCCCGAUCCAGUGACCCUUAAACUCGAACGGGAAUCUUCAGUCCUCAGCCGUGUCAGCCGGUGGGAUGGAGCUAGUAUGGCGUCUCGUACAUCGAAACUCACAUCGCACGCGAGCCUUGAUGAUGGCGAGGAGCGCGCUCUAAGGGAAGCUGGUCUAUUGGAGCUACCGGAGUCCCCGUCAGCGCGCAAGGAUGAAGAGAUUGCCCCUGACGCAAUCCCCGGUAAAGACACCGAGGGUGAGACAAAUGCAAACGAUAAGAGCGACAAACCGAGUCGCGUCCGUCGCAGCCUUCAUCGCACCCUUCGUGAUUCGCAUACUCAUAGAAACCGCUCCCAUCCAAAGAAAAAACGGGGCUCAGUGUCUAGCCUUGGACAGGAGGAGGACGAUCGCCUCUCCGGCGAUGGAGAAAUUCUUCCUCGCAAGGCUCCCAGUUUCACUGUACAUGGCAAGAAAGCAUCCAUUGUCACAUUCGGGUCUGAAUGGCAGAACAUGCCCCCGGAAGAGCGCCUCAAGCUCCGCAAACCCACCCCUCACGAAGAGCCACGAGGGUCUGAUCUUGCUAUAUUGGGCAGCGACGAAUCGAUUAUGACCGAACGCAGCCCGGAACGUCACUCGGUGCGCAGACCGAGCACCAACACUGGUCUAAGUGUGCGCACCGACGAUCUGGCAGAGUUCCAGGAUACACAGGAAGAGCAACCGGAAGAUGACAUCGGAAGCCCCGGUUCCCCAGUGAUUACCUCGCUCCCGAAUGAUACAGACCCUCUCGAUACCGAACAUACUCCCCGUCCCCCUACAUCCGCAAUGUACAACAGCCAUCUUUCCGCAUCAAGACACGACGGCUCUCCUUCCCCCUCCUCCACAUCUAUCAACGAGCGAAUCGUUGAUAAGCCAUCCAGCGAAAACCUACGCGAGCAGGCCGUAGGCGCCUGA